Molecule: messenger RNA, 1877 nt
Organism: Myripristis murdjan (pinecone soldierfish)
Lineage: Eukaryota; Metazoa; Chordata; Actinopteri; Holocentriformes; Holocentridae
Product: INSYN2B protein-like
Exons: 3
Coding region: 252-1376 (374 amino acids)
Source: RefSeq, a predicted model, not a curated record
UCACACUGCCAGAGAAAGUCAGUUAUGUUUCAAAUACAUUGUUGAUCCACAAUGACCAACAUUCAUAUCAUCUGGAUGGCUCUUAUCAAAACAUACAAAAGAGCGAAAGUACAGCUGCAGUAUCUAGUGAUCAGCAUGUUACCAAUCAUACAAGCACCCAAAAUAUUCAACUUGCACCAACCUUUAAUUCCAAUACCAAAUCAUACAUUGCUACGAACACAGACAAAGGUAAUCCUAUAAAUGAAAUAGUUAUGCAGGAGUCAAAAGUCCAUGGAAACUCAACUUUAUCACAGGACAGUAACCUUCAGAGUUACAUUUCCAUAAUAAAGUCACACAGUUCUGGUCUGCAGGGUUGCAUAAACACAAAACAACAAACGCAUGCACAAUAUCAAGGAUGCACAGAAACAGGACACAGCGGUGCCCACUCAUCAGUCAAAACAACCAAUGAGGCAAACUCAAAUACAGAGCAAUUUCCCUCGGGUGCACCAGCGAGGCAUGCAAAUAUUAAACAUACAUCCAGUGCAGGUAAACAGACCCAUCCGAAUUGCUCAACACCCCUAGUUGUAGCACAAACAAACUGUGAGCCCAUUAUCGCAUCACAGCCAAACACUACUGCGCAUAUCAACCCAAUCUCCAAAUCUUCAGGACACCUAAACUGUGACUCAGAUAUAUCAUCAUCACAAACACACACAGGCCCAAAGCUCUCAGUCAUGUCCCAGGCCCUAUUGAACACAAAUAAAGAGCUUUGCACACACACAGAACCCAAGUGUAAUUCUAUAAUGCCAGCAUCAACAAUGCAUUUGGCAUCCCUCCGAUCCCAUGAGACACACACAACUGUGAGCCCAGAUUCACAGUUUAGUCCCGCCACCCUCCAGCUCUGCACGGCGGACCCUAGCCAGGCUCACUCCCACCCAGCAGAUGCAGCCCUGUUGUUGCCUCCUUCCCCUGAAUGCUGCAAAUCUGCAGCCCUCCAGCAGAGGCUGGAGGCUGUGGAGGCCAGCCUCACAGCCAACAAGGACAGGAUCACUACCCUGCUCAACAUUAUCCAGGAUCUGGAGAUGUGCCAUGCUCCCACCAAUGGUUGGCGAUGCUACAAAACAGGACAGGACCUCAAAAACUGCCCGACCUGCCAGAAGACCGCUUGUAUAGUCUAUAGUGUCGAGUAUGACUUCAGGCAGCAGGAGAGGCGCUUCUUGGAGGUUCUGAAUCAUCCAGCAAGUGAGAAUAAUGCUUUCCCCCUCCCCUUGUCCCAACCCCAAAACAUUACCCUGCUCAGGGAUGCCAUUCUUAAGAACGUAACCAAGUCUAAGGUCAAAAGCAAAAAGUUGUGCAAGACUUUAUUCAAAUGGCUACCCCGGAAAAUUCAACAGAUGUAAUGCUCUUGACGUUACCUCUGCGCCAUUUAAAAAGCCAACAGCAUGUUUUACAGUUACAGGAGCAAUCUUCACAGAGAACUCUUAUCAUUUCCUUCCCAUCUAUAAAAUGGGACUGUGCUGAAUAUGCUCUUAGCCAAUAGGCUUCAACUCUCUAGCCCUUUCUCACAGCUUGUAAGCAAAUUUUGUACUUAUAUUUUCCUCCAAUCUUUGUGACUCCCACAUCCUCUAUCAUCCAUAAGGUAUUUUCAUUACUGAAAGUUACUGGUAUUUUUGUCAACAUACUCUUUUAGCAUAAUUAAAGCUUCAGUGAACUCUGUCUCAUCAUAGCCACUGAUUGUCCUACUCAGUUGUACAUAUGAAGUUCUUGAAACAUUUCAUUCUAUUUUCACUGGUAUGAAUUAUGCAAUAUUGGUUCCAGGUAAUAUAUUAGCAUUUCCCUUGAAUUGCCUUAGAUGCUUCCCCCAGAAUAAUGUAUAAAAAAAUCAUUUUUGAAUGGAAGAA